Molecule: messenger RNA, 714 nt
Organism: Phytophthora nicotianae INRA-310
Lineage: Eukaryota; Oomycota; Peronosporomycetes; Peronosporales; Peronosporaceae
Exons: 4
Coding region: 1-714 (237 amino acids)
Source: RefSeq, a predicted model, not a curated record
AUGCUGCCCACGCGUCACGGCCGUAAUGGCCGCCCCGAGACAAGUUGGUUACUGCUGCCCAAGUUCUACGUGUACGUGGGGGCACUGGCCAUCUUCGCGGUUGGCGCGCUGUUUGGCGGUGGCUACUACCAGACAAGCGGCGGUCACAGUGCCAUGACGCCGGUGUUCCGCCGCUUCGCGUCCCCCAAGCCCACAGUGCUAGUCACGGGUGGUCUGGGCUUCAUCGGCAGUCACGUGGUGGAGGACUUGCUUGCCAAUAACUUCGAGGUGGUGGUGUACGAUGACAUGAGCAACGGCAAGAACUUCAAUCGCGGCGCGGCUGCUGUGCUGGUCAAGGAUAUCACUGUGGUGGACGACUUCUCCUUUAUCAUUCACAAGAUUGACUACGUGGUGCAUCUUGCCGCAGCGAUCUCGGUGGAGGAGAGUACUCGUCUUCCCGAGAAAUAUGAGCGCAUUAACGUCGAAGGUUCGCGCAAGGUGCUCGACUGGGCCGCCAAGAAUGGCGUCAAGCGAGUUGUUGCUGCUUCCUCCGCUGCCACGUACGGUACUCCACUCCCCGAGAACUUACCUUUGAGUGAAGAAACCGCCACUGGUGGAAUCUGCGCGUAUGCCACGACCAAAUUCCAGAUGGAGAAAUUGAUGAAGCAGUUCAACGAGGACUAUGGUCUUCCGUCGACGGCGCUACGUUUCUUCAACGUAUUAACGGAACACUGA